This is a messenger RNA of Anopheles maculipalpis, 5215 nucleotides long. Its product is annotated as protein Gawky-like. NCBI's taxonomy places the organism in Eukaryota, Metazoa, Arthropoda, Insecta, Diptera, Culicidae. Gene Ontology annotation, molecular function: protein binding; RNA binding. The coding region runs from base 16 to 5190 and encodes 1724 amino acids. The record is from RefSeq and is a predicted model, not a curated record. Gene Ontology annotation, cellular component: nucleoplasm; P-body. Gene Ontology annotation, biological process: positive regulation of nuclear-transcribed mRNA poly(A) tail shortening; miRNA-mediated gene silencing by inhibition of translation. The transcript has 7 exons.
CAGCAUCCCGUGUUCAUGCAGAAGAUGGUUGGUGAUCAACAUCACCAUCAGCAGCAGCAGCAGAAGAUCGAGAAAGCGAUGCAGAGUAACGAAAAUGACACUGUGAAUAUGAAAUGUGAUUUAUCUCAUUACCUGAUAGCUGUAAAGAAAACUAAACUUAGCGUAAUUAGAGAAGAGGAAGAUACGAAGCCAGAGAAGAUCGAGAGGACGAUGUCGUCGAUGAUGCCAGCGAAGGAAAAAGCACAGCAACAGUUGCUGGGUGAUGAGGAUGACCAAAUUAUAGCAAUUAAGAGUUCCACAAGCGAUAAUAAUAAUGAUAAUGUAGCGGGAAAGGUGGAAUCAGAACAGAAGCAGGAAGCGAGCAGGAUCAACAAGGACGAAAUUUAUCGGAGCACCAGAUGCAGUAGCAGCAGCGACAGCAGCUACGUAAUGUUUGAAGACUUGCUACGUUUAACGCAGCUCGAAUCGACCAUCCGCAAGCAGGCACCGUACCGCAGCAUCCGGUUGAGUUUACGAGGUGGCGGAGAAGAUUCCAUCAACAACGGCACAAGUGCCUGGGGUACGCCCGCUGCUACGAACAAUCCGGCUGGCAGUACGUGGGGUCCGAUCGGUGGUGGUGGCUCGGCGCAACAAUCGGGUGCAUCGGUUGGUGGUGUUGCUGGAGGAUCCGCACAACAGCAAGCUGGUGGACCAUCCGGUACCGGUGCGUGGGGUGGUACAGGACAGCAGAAUGGAGCUGGACAAGCAUCGAAAAGCAGCGCCUCCGCUCCGUCUGUAAAUCCGAAUAAUGCAGCAGGUGUUGCACCUGAAGGAGCCGGUAACGGCAGUGGAGGCAGUGGGGCGGCCGGAGGUCCUUGGAAUGGACCAGGAGGAAACGCACAAGUCGCAUCCGCUUCUCAAGGCGGUGCCCAAGCAGCAGCGGGUAACGGUGGAGUCGGAGCUGGUGGAGCGUUGGCUCAAGAUCAGCAAGGAGCUGUUGCUCAGCAAGCCGUUUCAGGUGCAGCACAACAGCAACAACAAGCUCCGGGACAGCCAGGUCAACCGGAGGCAGCAGCAGGUGCUGCAGGAGCUGCAUCCGGCUCAGCCAGUGGAGCGGCGGGCGUGGUACAGUCGAGCGCUGCCAAAAAUCAGCUUGAACAUUUGAACUCUCUUCGCGAGUCUCUGUUCGCCCAGGAUGGUUGGGGAUCGGAGAACGUGGACCAAGACACACAGUGGGACGUACCGGCAUCGCCGGAACCGGGUGGUAAAACGGACCCAAACAGCGCCACCAGUGGCCCAAUGGCGGGCAUUCCGAUGUGGAAGACAAACACGGGCACGGAGCUGUGGGAGGCAAAUCUUCGCAACGGUGGACAGUUGCCCCAGCAACAACCACCGGUUCAGAAGACACCCUGGGGACCGGCAAACAAUUACGGUGGAACCUGGGGCGAGGAUGAUGAAGCGAACGAACCGGCCUCUGGAUGGAAUGGAUCAAUGGGCGGAGGAACGGGUGUUGCUCCACCGGGAGGUGUUGGUGGUAUGCGUGAUCAACCGCCAGGCAGUGCACAACAGUCGCAACUAACAGGACAACCGCCCCAAGCACAGCAACCACCACCGUGGAACGCGGGAGGCGUUGGAGCGGGAGCUGGAGUCGGAGCGGGUGGAGCUGGUGGUAUGUGGAGUGGAACCGGUGGAGGUGGUGGUGCGCCCGGUGGUGUUGGUGCAAUGGCACCAAAUGUAGCCGCCGGUCUGAAGAAGGACAACGAGUGGGGUGCAGGCAUUGGAGCGGGAGCAGGAGCAGGUGGAAGCGGUGCUUGGGGAGCGGGUGCUGGUGGGGGUAGUGCGGCGGAUGGUCGUGUUGGCGGCAAUCCGAUUGCUGCUGGAGCUGGAGGUCUCGAUCCGACCGGGCUCGAUAUGCGCAACAUUCGCAUUGCCAGCGCAAUGGACAGCAACCGUGAGAUCCGGGGCGAUCCGCGUGGCAUUUCAGGUCGAUUGAAUGGAAACGUUGGGCUCUGGGAGCAUCAGAUGUCGAGCAUGCAGCAGAAGAUGCCACCGACGGCCACUACACCGGGAACACCGACUGGUGCUGGUGGUGUUGGAGCACAAGGCGGAGGUAAUCAGUGGCCUUCGAACAAUCCGCUUGGUGCGGUUAACAAUGGCGUUACCGGUGGUGGAGUUGGUGGAGGUGCUAAGCUGGUGGCCGGCUCUGGAUGGGACGAUCCGAAUGCGGGUGGUGGCGGUCCGCCAGUAGUGCGCCGUAACAACAUGGACGAUGGAACUGCUCUGUGGGGUCAGAACGCACUCAAUAGACAGAAUUCCGGGAACGUAUCCGGCUGGAAGGAUAAUAGUGGUGGUGGGCUGGGACCGCCGGGUGCGGAUGGUGGCAUGGGUCGCAACCUUAUGCACCGAAACGCGAUGGUCGGUGGAGGCGGUAAUCUGCCUGGUAAUGGUGGACUGGUUGGACGUGGAGUCGGUCCAGGCGGACCCAUGAAACCGGACAGCCUGUGGGGACAGAACCCGGCUGCAGCACUCGGUGCCGGACCACGUGGAGGGGCCGGUAACUGGGGCGCAGAUGACGUAUCGUCCGGAGCAGGCGGAAGCAACUGGGGAGACGAUAAACCACCGAUGGGAGGUAACUCUCUGUGGAACGAUGGUAACAAUUGGAACAACAAGAGCAAAAUGUCCUCCGCGGGUGGAGGCGGCUGGAACGAUGGUGCUCCGGGAGGUGCUAGCGGAGGCCCGGGCGGUAUGGAUAUGGGCAACUCGGACUGGGGAAUGCCACCGCAAAGCAAACUGCCCCCGAACGGUAACAAGAUGAACGCGCUUGAGAUUAUACGCUGCAGUAAACCGUACCGGCAGCUGUGCGAUAUGGGCUUCAAGAAGGAAGACGUCGAGAGCGUCCUGCGACUCACGAACAUGAACGUGGAGGAGUCGCUCGAAUUACUGCAUCGUAGCAGUGGCGGCGGCGGUGGUGGCUCGGAUUGGUCCCGACGACCGGACGGCCAUGGUGGAUUCGGAGCCGGUGACCAGUUUGUCGGUGGCGGUGGAGUUAGUGGGCGCUUUGCGGCAGCUGCAGCCGGUAUUGGUCCGAUGGCGUUCCAGCAGAACAAUCAGAACAACCUUGGUGGCGGCGUUUUCGGCGGCGGCAAUGGAUCAGGGGCCGGCGGUGGUGGUUCCUUUAAUAGUAUAAAGUUUGGUGGCGGCGCCGGUCAUGGAGGAGCUGGUGGUAACGGUGGAGGACCGGUCGGAGGAGGGGGUGGUCCACCGGGCGCAGGUGCCGGAGUGUUUGGUGGCCAGCAGCAGCAGCAGCAGCAACAGCCGGGCGGAGCACUCGGAGGUGGUGGGCUAAAUCAACCGAAUGCACAAUCGCAACAAAUCUCGAACCAUCAGCUGCGUCUGCUGGUGCAGCAAAUACAGCUAGCCGUCCAGAACGGGUACCUGGAGAAUCAGAUUCUUAACCAACCGUUGGCGCCUCAGACGCUGAUGCUUCUGAACCAGUUGCUGACCCAUAUAAAGCAAUUGAACGCUAUGCAAAACAAUCUGAGUCGCACCGGUGGUGGUGGUGUGAACGGCGUACAAAUGUCUAUAGCCAUUAGCAAACUUAAAUCACAGAUAACCAGCCUGCAGAAUCAAAUCAACAUGCAGCAGGCCAACUAUCUGAAGCAACAGCAGCAACAGCAGCAGCAACAACAGCAGCAGCAGCAACAGCAUCAACAGCAACAACAUCAGCAGCAGCAACCGCCUCAUCCGGGCAGUCUGAAUGCGGCCAACGUGAACGUGGCGGCACUAGCAGCAGCUGGUGGCAGCGGUCAUCCGGCCAACGAUCUGUUCCGCGCACCGUCCGAUCUAGCCGGUCUGCCGGGAAGUUUUGCAGACAUGGCGCUGAAGGAAGGUGGUGGCGUACCAUUCCCAUCUACCGGUAGCUCUAGUCAGCAGUCGCGGUUGCAGCAAUGGAAGCUGCCAACUAACAGUGCCACCUCGGCCGGCCUUGACAAGGAUGGAUCGGAUCUGACCGAUUUUGUUCGUGCACCGGGUGCAAGCUCCAAGUCGGGCCCAUCGGGAUCGGGCAUUGAUGAUGGUACUUGGUCGAACGGGCGUAGCAAUCUGGGUGAUGGUUGGCCGGACUCGAGCUCCCAGGACAACAAGGAUUGGACGGGCGGUAAUGAUGCAUUCAGUGAUCUCGUUCCAGAAUUCGAACCCGGUAAACCGUGGAAGGGUACACAAGCUACGCGAAUUGAGGACGAUCCAACAAUCACACCGGGUAGCGUUGCCCGCAAUCCACUUUCGAUCGCCGCAGCCAAGGAGUCGAAUCUGUUCGGUGGUGGUUCUGGCGUUAGCAACAGCAAAUCCUCGCCAACGGAAACUGGUUGGAGCUACGGCGUUCCUAGUGGUGGUGUUGGCGGUGGCGUACAGGGUGGCAAUUAUGGUGGUGCAAAGGUGCAAAAGAACCCGUGGCAAGAUCCGACCACACCGACCAUGCCACCAGCGGAUCUAUGGGAAACACCGCUCGGUGGUGGAAACGGUGGCAAAGGGGGACGCAGCACAGCAGGGAUGAUGGGUGGCAUCGGCAAACCGGGCGUCGGCAAGAUGGAUACGAACGGUUGGAAUACGCCGAGCAGCAGCCAGGCCGGUGCUGGCAGUAAUACGUGGAACAGUGGUGCUCCGUCUGCCAACGCGUGGCCCACGUCCACGUGGAUUAUGCUCAAAAAUCUUACCGCACAAAUUGAGGGUUCUACGUUGCGUACGUUGUGUCAGCAGCACGGUCCCGUACUAAGCUUCCAUCUAUACCUGAACCAUGGCAUUGCGUUGUGCAAGUACGGUUCGCGUGAGGAAGCGCAAAAGGCACAGCUGGCACUGAACAACUGUCAGCUAGGCAACACAACGAUCUGUGCGGAAAUUCCCAACGAAAGUGAGAUUCAGUACAUGCUACCACACCUCGUCGGCCCUAGCAACGGUAUGACGAACGGGGGGCUGACGAGUGGUGGUGGUCAAAACUGGCGGCUUAGUGCAGCAGCUCAAUCGCAACCGAUGAUUGGUCGGUCAAACUCGGUCGUUCAGGACACGUGGAGCUCGAAUUCUUGGAGCACGGGUAACGCUAGCUCGAACCUGUGGAACACACUGGACGGUGGUCCUGGUGACCGAGGCACACCAGCCUCCGGUGUAAAUCUGAGUGCACUACUGCCGGAGAGUUUGCUCGGCACGGAACUGAACUGAUGAUUGCGAAACAACAGCACCAUCG